Molecule: messenger RNA, 1158 nt
Organism: Prunus mume (Japanese apricot)
Lineage: Eukaryota; Viridiplantae; Streptophyta; Magnoliopsida; Rosales; Rosaceae
Product: very-long-chain 3-oxoacyl-CoA reductase 1-like
Cellular component (GO): endoplasmic reticulum
Molecular function (GO): ketoreductase activity
Source: RefSeq, a predicted model, not a curated record
ACUGUUCUUUUGCUCUCCUCUCACCAUCAAACUUAAUUACAGGUUCCUACUUCAACUUUCUCAUCCUAGUCUCCAAAUUUUAUAUAUAAACACCUGAUUGAAUAUAUCUAUAAGAUUAUAUAUCAAUGGAAUUCCAAGAACUUUUCACAGUGGUAGCAACCACUAUAGGCUUCAUCUCUCUUUGCAAAACCUCCAUCAAUUUUCUCAGAUGGGUUUGGGUCAUGUUUCUGAGACCCCCCAAGAAUCUCAAGGAGUAUGGAUCAUGGGCUCUCAUCACUGGCGCAGCUGAUGGAAUUGGCAGAGCCCUUGCCUUUAAAAUGGCUGCAAAGGGUCUUAACCUAGUGCUGCUUGAUCGAAACGCUUCAAAGCUUGAAGCUACCGCCAACGAAAUACAUGAAAGAUUUGGUGAACGAGUUGAGAUCAAGAAAAUUGUCAUGGACUUGGCCAAACUCAGUGGGGAGGAGAUAGCUAAAGCCAUAGAGGAGGAAAUAAAAGGGCUUGAUGUUGGUGUUUUGGUUAACAAUGCAGGAGUGGCUUACUCUUAUGGAAAGUUUUUUCAUGAGGUUGACGAUUUGGAGCUGAUGGAUAGCAUUAAGGUGAACAUGGAGGCUGCCACGUGGAUCACUUGGGUAGUGCUUCCAAGUAUGCUCAAGAAGAAGAAGGGAGCUAUUGUCAAUAUUGGCUCUGGCUCUGGUUCCUCUGCCAUCCCUUCUUUUCCUCUCUACACUAAUUAUGCUGCUUCCAAAGCGUACCUUUCAAUGUUCUCAAGAAGCAUAAGUUUGGAAUACAAGCAGCAUGGAAUUGACAUUCAGUGCCAGAUUCCUAUGUUCGUGUCGACAAGGUUGUCAAGGACCAAGGCGUAUCCCUUGUUCGUCCCAACGCCAGAGACGUAUAGCAAAGCAAGCAUACGAUGGAUUGGUUAUGAGCAUCAAUGUUCGCCCUACUGGGGCCAUUCUCUGCAGUGCCUCCUAACACAUCCAUUGCCCGACGUCGUAUUGAGUGCAUUCAUUUUUUGGUACUCUCAGAGGAUCAGAAAGAGAGGCCAAUUGAAAAACUUGCACAAGAACAAUAUGGCACCAUGAAAAUCCCUGUUGUAUGGAUAAUAUGUCAAUUGUCUUUCUUAGAUGCAUAAUAAUUAAUAUCGUUGUUUUAAAUAAA